UACUUGUACGAGGUAGCAAGCAGUGAACAAGUUCAACCCUCAGUAGACCAGACUAGACACUGUAGCCAUGCAUCCACACCUUGAGAGUGUCCUCUGGACCGACGACCAAAUCUCUCGCCGAAUUUCCGACCUCGCCGCUCAAAUCUCCGCCGACUUUCUCGCCUGUUCUCCGCCGCCAGUCUUUAUCGGCGUGGCCACCGGCGCAUUCCUCUUCCUAGCUGACCUCGUUCGCAAAAUCGACCUCCCCAUCACCGUUGAUCUCAUCCGAGCUGAAUCCUACGGUUCCGGAACUGUGUCCAAUGAAGCACCCACCAUUUCUUUCGGUUUGAAGGUUGACAUCAAAGACCGCCACGUUAUCUUGGUUGAAGACAUUGUAGACACAGGACAUACUUUAUCCAGAGUUAGUGAGCACUUGAAAUCCAAAGGAGCGUCCUCUGUCUCUGUGUGCACUCUCCUUGAUAAACCUACACGGAGAAAAGUUAAUUUACAGCUGGUGGGUGACGAGAAAUACUACAGGGGAUUUGAGUGUCCAGACUAUUUUGUUGUUGGUUAUGGAUUGGAUUUCGCGGAGCUGUAUAGAAAUUUGCCUUACAUUGGUGUCUUGAAGUCUGAACAUUAUGAGUGAUGCUAUUUUUUGUCCUUGCUACUGCACUAGGUGGAAGCACAAAGCAUAGACCACGUCACCACGGUGUUUUAAGCCAUAUAACACAUGGUAUUUUAAGAAGGAAAUGCUCGAGAUACAGUUGUAUGCUACUAGUAUGUGAUAUAUUUAUUAGUCACUCUAAAAUUUGAAUUUAGUUUUGACAUUUUUAAAAUCC
Molecule: messenger RNA, 818 nt
Organism: Lotus japonicus
Lineage: Eukaryota; Viridiplantae; Streptophyta; Magnoliopsida; Fabales; Fabaceae
Exons: 3
Coding region: 68-625 (185 amino acids)
Biological process (GO): purine ribonucleoside salvage; guanine salvage; IMP salvage
Molecular function (GO): magnesium ion binding; hypoxanthine phosphoribosyltransferase activity
Source: RefSeq, a predicted model, not a curated record